Verruconis gallopava is the source of this 1791-nucleotide messenger RNA. RefSeq lists its product as uncharacterized. The coding region runs from base 1 to 1791 and encodes 596 amino acids. NCBI's taxonomy places the organism in Eukaryota, Fungi, Ascomycota, Dothideomycetes, Venturiales, Sympoventuriaceae. The record is from RefSeq and is a predicted model, not a curated record. The transcript has a single exon.
AUGUCAAGUCAUUUCGGUUUAGCUCCCAGGAGGGCGGAAAAAUUUGCAGAAAAAGGCCAAAAGGGUGUUGUUGUUGUUGAUGAUGAUGAUGGUGAUGAUGAUGAUGAUGAUGUUGAUGAUGAUGCCUUCAAGGCUCUGUCUAUCCAGGAUUAUGAGAAAGACGCAAGUGAUGUGCAUGAAGACGGGCUAGAGAGCGAGAUUAGUAUCGAAAACGCAACAGUCUUGGAAGCGCGGGUGCAGACGCUGACCAGACUGACUCCUUCCCCGCUGCCGUCACGACGACGUUCUCGCCUGAGUCCAAUGCGAGGAACAUUCAGGAGCAGCUCGAUGCCAUCCGAAGGAAGUACAACUUUAGUUGAAGUUCUUCAUCCCCUCCAUCAGUCGCAGACCUCUUCUACAGCUGAAGGAUUCUCUCCUUACAUCGAAGAUUCGAGCAGCUCGCAAAGAUGGUCUGAGUCACCAGCGAGGCGCCUGCCCUUCGCCAGCCCUGACCCAUCGUUGCAUCUGGCGACGCCAUCGGUACAAUCAUCGGCUUUGCACGAAGUACUUGACCGGAAUGCGCAAUGGGAAAGCCUAGAUUUGGAUCUGGUGGAAUACGGUUCAGACAGGGUUUGGUCCUCUUCGCAACGAACAGCACCAAUAUCAGCACACACAAGCGACAGGGUAAGCAUUGAUCUAUCUUCGCCGCUUCAUGUGCCUAUCCAACCAACGUCAUCUUCGCGGUUGCUCUCAUCUGGUAGAAUAAGCGCGUCCGAACUCCUUGUGGCAAUGAAUGCAUUUCUCUCGCAUGCGACUCCAUCGAAACGUCGAAGAUUUGCAGCCUCAACUCGAAUGCUGUUUUCGACAUAUGACCAAGAAGCCGUCACCGAAAAUGUAAGUCCUGCUGAGCAAGUUUCGAUAUCUGUGGAUCCAAAGUUAGAACCAGAUGUCCAAAAGGAUACAUCAUGCGAGACUUUGCCAUCAUCUGCAUCCAAAAACACAACCGUCGCUUCGAGCAAUUAUCCUGUGCUCACUGAGUCGCUUGUCGUCGACUCAAAUCGUAAGAUGAAAGAUUGUCCAAAGAGCUCCAUGACUGAAUCGUUGCCCUCAGGAGCCGUUGCAAGAUCUGCAGAUGGCCACUCUGAAACCCCUCGGACGGAUAUACUGGAUCGACUAGCGACGAACAACGAGCAUUUACGAGACUUGAUCAUGUCGUGGAAAACGGCCAAAGGGUCUUCAUCUGCGGAGACUCCAAUUCCAACACCGCCGCCAGCAUCAAAACCUCGAGGAAGCGCAGCAGGACGCAGAGCCGCCGGUUCGCCAUGCCCUCCGAUUGCUUGUGUACACAGCCCGUCGGCGCAAGAGCGGCCAGGUGUGAGCCGUGGCAAGAAAAGUGUAAGCCGUCGCUCAAACUGCUCAUCUCAUCCUGAGAGUCCCGUCACGAACGCGCCUCCCGUUCGUCAGUCUAGGCCCAGCAAGGCGAGGUUCGGCAUGGCAGCGUUGAACACAGAGCCUCUGUCUGGCGUCCCGCCACGACCACCAUCGCCGACGCCGCUGAGCCAAGUAAAAGGCGGAGUUGCGACCAGGAGAUCGGAGAACAAGGAGAACGUCCAGCCGCCCGCAACACCGAAGGUCCCGUCCCUUCAGAAACCCAAAGGCCUCGUGCCCGUCUCAAGCCCGGAGUCAGAGCGGCGCCGAGCGGUCCCGAAGCAGCUUAAGAUUCCCAGAACUAGCCAGCCAGAUGCCCCGACCCGAUCGAUAAUCGCUGCGCAUGAACCACGCAAGCCUUACCGGGUCGACCAAGGUCGAUGA